CAUAACCGUAGAUCAAUAUUUAAAAGAUCAAGCAAGUACUUCUUCAUCCGACACAAAUCUUGAUACCAUCGUUAAACCUAUUAAAUGUAAUACCGAAAAUAAACAAACAUCAUUGAAACAGCUUGAAGUACAAAAAAAUAGGGAAAUAUUGGAACGAAUUAUAGAAACUAUAAAAACAAUAGGAAAAAGAGGAUUAAGUUUUCGCGGUAAACGCCACGAAGCUGCAUAUAGUUUAACAGAUGAAACUUUAGACCAUGGUACUUUCCUUGAAAUACUUAUACUCUUAGGUAAAUUUGAUCCCAUAUUAAAAAAUCAUUUGGAUCAUGUUGCUUUAAAAAGUAAAAAAGCCCACCAAAAAAACAAAACUGGCAGAGGUAGUUUAGUAACUUUUUUUUCUAAAACAACCAUCAAUUCAAUUAUACAGAUCAUUUGUCAAAUAAUGAGACAAAACAUUGUUAAUGAAAUUAAAAGUGCUGGGAUGUUUUCUAUACAAAUUGAUACAACGCAAGAUGUGAAAGUUGAAGAUCAAUGCUCAAUUAUCAUCAGGUAUCUAACCGACUCGGUUAAAGAAAGACUAAUAGCGGUGACAAAUGUAAAAUCAUCUACAGGAGAAUCUAUGUUCCAAUUAGUCAAAGAAACUUUGGAAGUAAAUGGUGUUGAUUUAAAGUAUUGUAUUGGGUCUUCUACAGAUGGUGCAUCAAACAUGCAAGGGCGUUAUAAGUAUUUGUCAGAUGAAAAUCCAUCUCAGUUGCAUGUAUGGUGCUAUGCCCAUUGUUUAAAUUUAGUUAUGAUUGAUGUGACAGAAAUAACUAUUGAAAGUGUCAAGUUUUUUAGUCUUCUUAAUGAAUGUGCUAAUUUUUUAAGAGAAUCCUAUAAAAGAAUGGAUGUGUGGAAAGAAUUAUGUGGAAACAACAAACGAUUAGCAAAAGCAGGAGAUACAAGGUGGUGGUCUAAAGAAUCGUCGAUUACCACUAUUUUUGGCCACUUCGGUAUGCCUGAAAGUGCAUUAUAUGUUGUAUUAAUUUCAGUUAUGUCUAAAAUUGCAAAUUCUGAUAAGUUUAAUCGAGAAACACGAUAUAAAGCUAUUACAUUAAAGGACUCUUUUUUAAAAUAUAGUUUUGUCAUGACAUCACAAUUAUACUUACGAAUAUUUGAGCGUAUGUCGCCAUUGUCCAAGUAUUUGCAAACAAGUGGAAUGGACUUAGUUCAAGCAUAUAGGAUGGUUUCUAGUACUAUAACAUACUUACAAGAAAUAUCUAGAGAUUUUCAAAGAGUGAAAGAAGCUACCGAUUCAUUUAUAAUAUGGGCAGAAAAGAAUUGGAAGAAGUAG
Acyrthosiphon pisum (pea aphid) is the source of this 1330-nucleotide messenger RNA. RefSeq names its product protein FAM200A-like. NCBI's taxonomy places the organism in Eukaryota, Metazoa, Arthropoda, Insecta, Hemiptera, Aphididae. The annotation marks the transcript as partial. The record is from RefSeq and is a predicted model, not a curated record. The transcript has 2 exons.